AUGGAAACCGUGGAUACCGAUAUCCUGAUUAUUGGAGGAGGAAUUGGGGGUCUUACUUUGGCUGCGAUCUGCCAGCAGCUGGGCAUUCAUUGCAGAGUUCUCGAACGGACACCGACACUGAAGCCAGUUGGGGCAGGUAUCUCUCUUGCCCCCAACGCUCUGCGGCUGCUCGAUCAGCUCGGUCUGUACCCGGAGCUCCUGGCAAUGGGCCAAAAAGUUCACAAGAUUCAGAUCAACCGUAAUCAAGAAAGGUGGAAUACCCUGGAUUGGACUCUAGUCGAGCAGAAUUUCGGAUACCCAAUCCUUUCCAUGGAGCGCCAUGCUUUCCAUCGUCUGUUGUACCGUGUGGCUGGCGGAGGAAAGACAGUCGUGAUGGACUGCAAGGUGCAGGAUAUUAUUGAUGAUCCAGCCGAGAAUUUUGUAACAGUGGUUACCAACAGUGGCAAACAGCUACGAGGGCGUCUUGUUGUUGGAGCAGAUGGGAUUCGCUCUAUAACACGUCGUAUCCUUGCCGGCAAAGCCAACGACAAGACGGCUAAUACAAUUCGUUACACUGGGAGAGUGCAUAUGUCAGGCAUCACAAGCCCCCUAUCGCACCUAGGAGAGAAUGAAAAGGGAGUAGCCAACUGGAUGCUCUACGAUGACUCAAUCCUGACAACCUGGUCUUGUCCGGACAAUAGACAGUGGUUUAUUGGAGCCAAGAUGGCGACUGACAUUUCGACCCCGAAGGAUAAGAAUAGGUCGGUCUGGGCUGGUACAACCCCCGAGACGGUAAAAGAGGCAUAUGGAAAUGAAGUUCAUCCUUUUUCCAAGAACGGCAAGCUAGGGGAUAUUGUGGAUGAGUCGGAGAGAGUUUUAGCCAGUGACGUUUUCGAGGAGGUUGCAUUUCCAUCCAUGGCUAAAGGAAGAGUUGCCCUACUAGGUGAUGCUGCCCAUAGUAUGACCUCGUUUUUUGGACAGGGUGGAUGCCAAGCCAUCGAAGAUGCAGCCGUUUUGGCAGACCUAAUUCAAGAGCAAGUCUUGAGCCCGGGCAUUGGCUUUUCCAAGCUCACUCACCAGGAAAUUCUCAUCUAA
This is a messenger RNA of Penicillium vulpinum, 1074 nucleotides long. Its product is annotated as FAD-dependent oxidoreductase. NCBI's taxonomy places the organism in Eukaryota, Fungi, Ascomycota, Eurotiomycetes, Eurotiales, Aspergillaceae. The record is from RefSeq and is a predicted model, not a curated record. Gene Ontology annotation, molecular function: FAD binding; monooxygenase activity. The transcript is spliced from 5 exons. The coding region runs from base 1 to 1074 and encodes 357 amino acids.